CACUGCUAUGCUGCAACAAACAUCUUCAUCAAGAUCUUUUACGUCCUCAUCGCUUACAUUGGCGAGCCAGCCAGGAGGGACUUCGAAAAAAAGGGGAAACUUUCGCGGGCUUUCUCAAUCUGCACUUUCAAGACGGAAAUCCCCUAAAAUUUCAUCUUGUUCAUCGUCCUUUUCAGACUGCUGGAAUCAGGAGGAUCAGAUGAGAGUCUACAGCUGCCCUCAGUGCAAACAGACCUUCAGUCCAAGACCUGCUUUAGCUACAAACACCAUGCUGACUGAACAGGUGGAGAAACUGAAGGAGACCAAACUUCCUGCUGACUGUUACGCUGGAGCUGGAGAUGUGCAGUGUGACGCCUGUACUGGAAGCAAAUACAAAGCCGUCAAGUCCUGUCUGAUGUGUCAGGAAUCUUACUGUCAAACUCAUUUUGACCAUCAUGAGAAAUUUCAUUCACGUAAGCCACACAAAGUGAUUGAUGCCACUGGACGACUGCAGGAGAUGAUCUGCCAGAAACAUGAGAAAAAUCUGGAAAUGUACUGUAUUACUGACCAGCAAUGCAUUUGUGAGCUGUGUACAAAAUAUGAACAUAAAAACCACAACACUGUAUCAGCUGCAGCACAGAGGACAGAGAAACAGAAGCAGUUGAAGAAAAAGCAGAAGAUGUUCCAGCUGCAAAUCCAACAGGAAGAGAAAGAUCUUCAGCAGCUGAGAGAGGCUGUGGAGUCUCAUAAGCGCUCUGCACAGACAGCAGUGGAGGACAGUGAGAGGAUCUAUACUGAGUUCAACCACUCCAUUGAGAGAAGUUGCUUUGAGCUGUUGCGGCUUCUGAUUCCUGAUAUCAGAGAUCAGGCAAAGGCUGCAGUGAAUCGAGCUGAAGGACGACUGGAGCGACUGGAGCAGGAGAUCAAUGAUCUGAGGAGGAGAGACGCUGAGCUGGAGCAGCUUUUACACACACAGGAUCACAUCCAGUUCCUGCAGCGUUUCCAGUCUCUCUCAGCACCUCCUGAAUCUACAGACGAAAAUGACGAUCCCUUCAGUUCUGUCUUCUCUUUUGGUGACCUGAAAGAAUCUGUCGAUCAGCUGAGAGACAAACUGGAGGAUUUCUGCAAAGAGGAGCUCAAGAAGAUCUCAGACAAAGCCACAUCCACCAGGAUCAGCAACAACCUCCUACAAUAUUCCCAUCAGCUCACUCUGGAUCUGAACACAAUGAAUAAACACCUCCGUCUGUCUGAGAGCAACAGAGUGAUCACUUACACGAGGACAGUCCAGUCGUAUCCUGAUCAUCCAGACAAAUUUGAUGUGUAUUAUCAGGUGUUGUGUAGAGAGAGUGUGUGUGGACGCUGUUACUGGGAGCUGGAGUGGAGUGGAAAUAAUGGUGUGUAUAUAUCAGUGUCAUAUAAGAGCAUCAGCAGGAAGGGACGGGGUAAGGAGUGUUUGUUUGGAAAUAAUGAUCAGUCCUGGAGUUUGAUCUGCACUCCCUCCAGUUACUCAUUUGGACACAAUAACAUACAGACUGCUCUCCCUGUAAAGUCCAUCAGCAGUAGAAUAGGAGUGUUUGUGGAUCACAGUGCAGGAACUCUGUCCUUCUACAGCGUCUCUGACACAAUGAGCCUCAUCCACACAGUCCAGACCAAAUUCACUCAGCCGCUCUAUCCUGGGUUUAGGGUUUCUAGGGGAUCAUCAGUGAAAAUGGUGAUGAAUUAGAAUAGACUGAUGAGAGGUUUUACUCAUAACGCAUUUGAUUGUUAAUCGUGGAAUUCAUCUUUAUUUGUGUGUGUGAGUGUGUUUUCUGCUCACAUGUUCAUGUCAGUGUUCAGUUUUUGGAAGCUUUUUCAUUUUCUUCCUGAAUCUCAAGGACAAAUCUGGCACAUCCUCUAAUAGCACUGAUCUAAAGGUUUCUUUCAGGUUCUUUACAAUGUAAUGUAAAAAAUAUAUAAAAUUUCUAACUUCUGUGUCUAACAAGUUAUUCUAGUAUCCUUGUGUGUGUGCAAACAUUAAAAUUGCACAAGUUGCGUGCAUUGACUAAAUAAAACUGAUAUAAACUGAUAAUAUAAAAAACAGUAAUGAAUGAUUAUUUUUAUCAGUUAGUUUAGUCAUAUUUACAGCAAUAUCAGAUGAUCCUUCACCAGUUACAUCACUUUGCAGUUGCAAGAUUCCUUUUUUAUGACAAAAAAUUGAGCAUUUUUAUGUGAUUAAUCCAUUAAAUUAUUUGUACAAAUUAAUGUUUAGAACAGUUAUUUUAAAUUAUAAAGAGGGGGCAUGUGGUCAAGAAAGAAAUCCCAUCUUGUAUUUCUUAAAUGUCACGUUUUACUCAGAAAGAUG
This is a messenger RNA of Labeo rohita (rohu), 2320 nucleotides long. RefSeq names its product tripartite motif-containing protein 16-like. Lineage: Eukaryota; Metazoa; Chordata; Actinopteri; Cypriniformes; Cyprinidae. The transcript is spliced from 8 exons. Gene Ontology annotation, molecular function: zinc ion binding; protein binding. The record is from RefSeq and is a predicted model, not a curated record. The coding region runs from base 8 to 1702 and encodes 564 amino acids.